Centruroides sculpturatus (bark scorpion) is the source of this 1352-nucleotide messenger RNA. Its product is annotated as protein big brother-like. Lineage: Eukaryota; Metazoa; Arthropoda; Arachnida; Scorpiones; Buthidae. Gene Ontology annotation, biological process: regulation of transcription by RNA polymerase II. Gene Ontology annotation, cellular component: core-binding factor complex; nucleus. The record is from RefSeq and is a predicted model, not a curated record. Gene Ontology annotation, molecular function: sequence-specific DNA binding; transcription coactivator activity. The coding region runs from base 129 to 740 and encodes 203 amino acids. The transcript has 6 exons.
CGGUUUUCCGAUGUGGCGGAUGCGAGAUCCAAUGGGAUGUAAAGUUGGCUAAGGCACAGCCAAGCUGCUCCCUUUUCCUUCCAUCCUUGUGGCCUAGCGUGUGGCCGGACAACACACAAAUUGUCACCAUGCUACCGUUCGAGACGCCGAAUAUUUUCGACCAGUUACCACGUUUUGUAUUUAAAAUGCCCAAAGUGGUACCGGACCAAAAAGGCAAGUUCGAGUCCGACGAGUUGUUUCGAAGAUUGAGCCGCGAGAGCGAGGUGCGAUAUACGGGUUACAGGGACCGUCCACUGGAGGAACGACAGAUGAGAUUCCAGAACGGUUGCAGAGAAGGGCACACCGAAGUGGCGUUCGUGGCAACGGGUACCAAUUUGCAAUUGGUUUUCAGCCCGUGUACCAAUGGUUACAGCGAAGGUUGUGAUUUCGAUAAGGAGCAAGGAAAGGUACACGUUAAGUCAAUACUCAUUAUGAAUGGGGUGUGCGUGCGGUACAGAGGCUGGAUGGAUCUGGAACGCUUGGAUGGAGUGGGUUGUUUAGAAUACGACGAGGAGAGAGCUCAGGUCGAGGAUGCGUUACUGAGAGAACAAAUCGAGAGAUACAAUCAACGGUUGAGAGAUUUUGAAGAGAAACAGAGAGCGUUCCGAGCUCAACAGGAGCGACAAGCCGAAGCCGAAGUAGAGGCCAGAAAGAAACAAGCAGAACUAAGUCCGGAUCGUUCUGGCUCCGCAAGCAACUGAAAAAAGAAAAGAGGAUGUCAAAAGAAAGAAAGAAAGGAAGGUGUUUAGUCUGUACAUGUGAAAACAAAACAAAACAAAACAAAUAUUUAUAAUUAAUUUAUCGGAAGAGGUCAGAGACGAUGACGACGAUGACGAUGACGAUAAACUUUUACAAAUUUCUGUGAUUUUUUCGUGAUUGAAAAAUGCUCAUUUAUGUGUAUUUGUAUGGAGAAAACACAAGACAAUUAUCUUCUUCUUUGUUUUCUACCCAUUCCCUCCAUCCCUCCUUCAUCUAUGAUGCAGCUAUGCCUCUCCAAGUCUCAGUUUUAAAAUCCAUACAUUCUCUUUAAUCCCCCCCUCAUCCCCUUGUCAUUCUCCUCCCUUUGGUAACAAAUAAAAUAAAAUAAAUAAAUAAAUAGAAUUUUAAUAUAUGUGAUUUCAAUUUUCGAGACUUGUAGACGGCAAAAUGCAAGCAAUAAUUGUGUAAAACUGUCAUAUAUUUUUUUUUCUCUCUUUAUGUACAUUGUUGACAAUGCUGAUGUCUUGUUGUCUGUUACGUAUUGAUGUCAGAAGUGCUUAUUUGUGACGUCAUUUGUACAGUAAUGUAGAUUAUUAAAAUAAAAUAUAUAUAAA